AUGGGUGCACCUAACCAGAUAUGGACUCAUGAAGAAGAAUCUGCUCUUAAAGUUGGGGUCCUUAAAUAUGGGACAAUCAAAUGGCGUACAAUUCUUAAGGAUCCAGAAUAUAGUGGACAAGUGGAGAAACAUGACAGUGAUGACAAAUGGUUGGGUUCUAGAGAUAAAGCAAGGUUGACUUUGAAAAGAGUGGUUCAGGCCCCUGUGCAAGAUGAAAGUAUUGUGGUUGUUACCUCGACAGCUGAAAGUCAUAAGGAACUUCCUGGAGCAAGGCCAGCCACAACUUUUAGUAGCUCUCCACAUAACGAUGGUUCAAGAAGAACUCUCCUAAGAUAUCACUAG
Messenger RNA from Solanum stenotomum, 342 nucleotides. RefSeq names its product telomere repeat-binding factor 1-like. The coding region runs from base 1 to 342 and encodes 113 amino acids. The record is from RefSeq and is a predicted model, not a curated record. The transcript has 3 exons. Lineage: Eukaryota; Viridiplantae; Streptophyta; Magnoliopsida; Solanales; Solanaceae. Gene Ontology annotation, molecular function: double-stranded telomeric DNA binding.